AUGAAGUUCCAAUCUGGUCUGUAUUGCUCCAAUGGAAUUGUCACUUUACUACGCCACUGCCUUUCCCAAAAGACGGAAACUUCACAGCGUAAUAUUCAGUACGGUGUGUUCCUACCCUUACUGCAUAAAGCGCAAAACUUCCUACCACAGUCGCGAGUGCACUGUCUCUACGCUGCUGUAUUGGUGGCAAAACGUCAUGAAGAAGAGGCUGCUGUAUAUCUGGAAGAGCACAAGGCUGAGAUCGAUCCACUUGAUUGUGUGAUGGCGAUGAGAUAUAUGAAUGCCUUGAAAGCAAAAAUGGUGGAUGAAGAGUUCAUAAGACAAUAUGCUGAACUAUGCCUCAAGCAUACGAAACUUGUCGAGAAUGUUGAGGCGACCCGGCAGAUGCAAACCGAUUGGUUGCGCUUAUGCGGUAAAUUAAUCGCUCAUCUGAGUUUGGAUUGGCAUUUGGAUAGCAUUGACCUUAAUUCGAAGUACUUUUUUUGA
Strongylus vulgaris is the source of this 486-nucleotide messenger RNA. The record is from the annotation of a GenBank genome assembly. Lineage: Eukaryota; Metazoa; Nematoda; Chromadorea; Rhabditida; Strongylidae.